AUGACUACCACUACUACUACCACUACCACUACCAUUACUACUACUACCACUACCACUACCACUACUACCACUACCAAUACGACUACUACGACUGUUACUACUACUACUACCACUACUACUACUACCACUAUUAGUCACGACGACGACCACUACGACCACAGCGACUACUAUGACCACUACUACUGCGACUACUACGACUACCACUACGACUACUACUGCGACUACUACGACUACCACUACGACUACUACUGCGACUACUACGACUACCACUACGACUACUACAACUACCACUACUACGACUACGACUACGACUACUACGACUACCACCACCACGACUACGACUACCACGACCACCACUACUACAAUCACUACUACUACUACUACUACUACGACUACUACGACGACGACUACUACUAG
Messenger RNA from Benincasa hispida (wax gourd), 417 nucleotides. NCBI's taxonomy places the organism in Eukaryota, Viridiplantae, Streptophyta, Magnoliopsida, Cucurbitales, Cucurbitaceae. The record is from RefSeq and is a predicted model, not a curated record.